AAAAAUUAACAUUGACCGAGAUGACCUCGUUUUGGAAGAACAGACAGAUCGAUUAGGUCAUCGAUUGGAGACAUUGUGAUUAUUACAACGUUUAUGAUGUUUAUCUACGCCCCGAGACAACUGGAAUUACUUUUCUUUCAGUUUACAAUUCAAUACAUUGAUUACAAAUUGCGCGGUAAUUUAUAAUUGGAUAACACGAAUUUUCCCGGAAUAUCGCAAUCGAAGUUAAUGAUAAGCCUCUGUAGCUAUCGUAGCUGGCAGCAGUGGCAGCAGUGACAUUCGCUGAUAUUCAACAUGUCCAGUUUUUAGCAGGUGGUGUUAGAUUCCCCUUUUUUUGAGAUAAACUUGCCGACUCAGAUCUUUGGAAAACGUGUGAGAAUAUCACGGGUCUUUCUCUCAAGUACCCACAGCUUCCGAAGUGCAUUUAAGCAUCGCCCACACAGCCAAUUAGAGAACAAGAGAUUGAAUUGCAAGGUGCUAUGGAGAGAGCAGACAGCUUCUACGCGGUAGCGUUGCUCGUUGCGGCAAUGUGUGCUUUGUGGAUCAUCAAAAGGCUCUACAAAGAUACAUUUUUGACUGAUUUUCGUGAGAAGUAUGUUUUGGUCACUGGUUGCGAUUCAGGAUUCGGAAGGGAAACUGCAUUACGACUCGACAGCCUGGGAUUCAAUGUAUUUGCGACGUGUCUAACGAGCGAGGGGAAAGAAAACCUAACCGCGGCGUGCAGCAAAAGGCUAUCCGCUUUGCACUUGGAUGUUACAGACUCGGAAGAAAUCAAGAAGACAUACAAGUUUGUGGCGCAGUAUUUACCUGAAAAUAGAGGUUUGUGGGGUCUGAUAAAUAACGCUGGCAUCGCUAAAGUUGGACCGAUCGAGUGGCAGACUAUUGAAGAGUUUAAACAAAUCGCAGAUGUGAACCUUUGGGGACUGAUUGAUGUCACCAAGGUGUUCUUACCGCUGGUCAAAAAGGAGCGAGGACGCAUCAUAAACCUCGCUAGUAUCGGAGGUAGAACGUGCUUACCUCACGCAUCAGCAUAUUCCAUUUCCAAGUUUGGUGUAGAGGCAUUUUCGGAUGCUCUCCGUCGUGAACUGGGUCCGACUGGUGUCAAGGUCAGCAUUGUGGAACCAGGCUUUUUUCAGACAAAAAUCACCAAUCCCGACAACCUCAAGGGUCAAUGGCAGGAUCUCUGGACCAACCUGAGCCACAGUUUAAAAGAGGAGUACGGGGAGAAGUUCUACGAAACUAGCGUUAAGAACAUGCUAACAGGAAUGGUAGACACAUGUGCCUCACCCCACCUGUACAAAGUAGUCGACGCCAUUGUUCACUCACUGACGUCAAGAUAUCCCAAGACCAGGUACAUGGUUGGCUGGGAUGCUAAGCUCCUCUGGAUUUGGGUCUCUAGGCUUCCAGCAGGUGUUGGAGACGCCAUAUUGAAUUUUUUGGGUGACAAAGCUGAACCUAUCGUUUGCACAGGAGCAGUAACGCGGCCGUGCAAAAGUUUAGGGAAACUAAACGGGAACAAUAAUUCAGAAAAAGCUUUUGCUCUCAGGAAGUGAGAUGAUGUGGGAAGUGUUUUCUUUGAGUUUGAUUAUCAUCUGUGAAUGGCUAUUCUGCAUUCGAUUGGUUUUUAUCUUUUUUAACCUCGCCCCUCUCUUCGAAGCCGUUGAGAGCGCGAUGUUUGCGCGGCAAAGCAACGCCAUCGGGUUUUACAUAUUUUACCUGUUUAGCUAAUAGUGAAGAGGGAAGAAAUGGCUUUAGAAUUUUUAAUUCAUUACUUUUGGGAAGUUAACAAUUUAAAAAGAGGAAAAAUUGAAUAAUCACAUGUCCUAUUUAUAACUCAA
Molecule: messenger RNA, 1838 nt
Organism: Pocillopora damicornis (cauliflower coral)
Lineage: Eukaryota; Metazoa; Cnidaria; Anthozoa; Scleractinia; Pocilloporidae
Product: retinol dehydrogenase 7
Biological process (GO): steroid metabolic process
Cellular component (GO): intracellular membrane-bounded organelle
Molecular function (GO): oxidoreductase activity
Source: RefSeq, a predicted model, not a curated record